Messenger RNA from Oncorhynchus mykiss (rainbow trout), 2032 nucleotides. NCBI's taxonomy places the organism in Eukaryota, Metazoa, Chordata, Actinopteri, Salmoniformes, Salmonidae. The record is from RefSeq and is a predicted model, not a curated record.
GUUUUGAUCACUAAUAUGGCUUUUGUACUCUCUUUGAGUGUUUCUUGGAUUUGUUGCCUGCUAAUUGGAGGGAUAACGUGUUUUACCCUUCAAGGUAACGCUCAUGGGCAUCCUGCCUACACUGGACCUGAACCAACUGGAUCCUAUGCCCAAGCAAGUGUGGUGUCUGGUCCAAAUGCUAAAGUUACUGGCCACAAUGCCAUGUCAGCAGAAACUACUGGCCACGAUGCCACGUCAGCAGAAGCUACUGGCCACGAUGUCACGUCAGCAGAAGCUACAGGCCACGAUGCCACGUCAGCAGAAGCUACUGGCCACGAUGUCACGUCAGCAGAAGCUACUGGCCACGAUGUCACGUCAGCAGAAGCUACUGGCCACGAUGUCACGUCAGCAGAAGCUACUGGCCACGAUGUCACGUCAGCAGAAGCUACUGGCCACGAUGUCACGUCAGCAGAAGCUACUGGCCACGAUGUCACGUCAGCAGAAGCUACUGGCAACGAUGCCACGUCAGCAGAAGCUACUGGCCACGAUGCCACGUCAGCAGAAGCUACUGGCCACGAUGUCACGUCAGCAGAAGCUACUGGCCACGAUGUCACGUCAGCAGAAGCUACUGGCCACGAUGUCACGUCAGCAGAAGCUACUGGCCACGAUGUCACGUCAGCAGAAGCUACUGGCCACGAUGUCACGUCAGCAGAAGCUACUGGCCACGAUGUCACGUCAGCAGAAGCUACUGGCAACGAUGCCACGUCAGCAGAAGCUACUGGCCACGAUGCCACGUCAGCAGAAGCUACUGGCCACGAUGCCACGUCAGCAGAAGCUACUGGCCACGAUGCCACGUCAGCAGAAGCUACUGGCCACGAUGCCACGUCAGCAGAAGCUACUGGCCACGAUGCCACGUCAGCAGAAGCUACUGGCCACGAUGCCACGUCAGCAGAAGCUACUGGCCACGAUGCCACGUCAGCAGAAGCUACUGGCCACGAUGCCACGUCAGCAGAAGCUACUGGCCACGAUGCCACGUCAGCAGAAGCUACUGGCCACGAUGCCACGUCAGCAGAAGCUACUGGCCACGAUGCCACGUCAGCAGAAGCUACUGGCCACGAUGCCACGUCAGCAGAAGCUACUGGCCACGAUGCCACGUCAGCAGAAGCUACUGGCCACGAUGCCACGUCAGCAGACGCUACUGGCCACGAUGCCACGUCAGCAGAAGCUACUGGCCACGAUGCCACGUCAGCAGAAGCUACUGGCCACGAUGCCACGUCAGCAGAAGCUACUGGCCACGAUGCCACGUCAGCAGAAGCUACUGGCCACGAUGCCACGUCAGCAGAAGCUACUGGCCACGAUGCCACGUCAGCAGAAGCUACUGGCCACGAUGCCACGUCAGCAGAAGCUACUGGCCACGAUGCCACGUCAGCAGAAGCUACUGGCCACGAUGCCACGUCAGCAGAAACUACUGGCCACGAUGCCACGUCAAGUGUGAAGUCCAGCCCCGGCGGCUCAGCAGUAGCGUCCGGCGCCUCAGCAGUAGCGACAGGACCCGGCGCCUCAGCAGAAGCGACAGGACCCGGCGCCUCAGCAGAAGCGACAGGACCCGGCGCCUCAGCAGAAGCGACAGGACCCGGCGCCUCAGCAGAAGCGACAGGCCCCGGCGCCUCAGCAGAAGCGACAAGCCUUGAACAGACGGCCCGACCACUCAACUAGGGAGAUCGUAAUUUGGUUUGGCCAACUCCUUGUCUUACCCCUGUUACUGUGCCUAUUGCAGAAAAGGGUAAAGGUAACUGAGGUGGGGAAAUGUGCCAACUAAUGUGCUUGUUUGAAAUGAGUAUCUCCUUCACUUGUACAUCAUCAUGCAAAUUGUUUACAGGGGUGGACGAUACAAUGUUAUGAAUUGUUUUUAUAACCAUAUGACUAAAAUUGAUUUCUGAUGUAGCGAUAUUCCUGACACACUUUUAGGUUCUACGGUUAUGCUUUUGAUUUAGCCUGGUGUUCCUGCUACUCUUGCAUGAUUUGCUCAAUAAACCAUUUGACUUUCAAAAAA